AUGAAUGUGACAGUUAAUGACUUAAGAACCUUUCAGGAAAGCAAACACCACACCAUCUCUGUAUUUAUUACAGCGGCUUGUUUGAUCGCCAUAUCAGCAGUUGCUUUGGGCGGAAAUUUGCUCGUAUUGGCGGCAAUAGCCAUAAAUAGGAAUCUUCGCUCUUUAUCAGAUCUCUUUGUAGCAAAUUUAGCCCUCGCAGACUUGUGCCAAGCUUGUGUGGCGGUUCCUCUACGGGUUGUCAAUCUGUUUGGAUCAGAACAUGGACCGAUUAUUCCCUGUCAUGCGGUGGUUUUGUUUUCCGUUCUGUUUGGUGGCGCUUCUAACUUCGGCAUUUUACUUGUGAGUGUAGACAAAUUUAUAGCCAUAAAAUGGCCAUUCAAAUAUAACAAUUGGACUACGGUGAAAUUGUUUAUUUGCACUAUUGUCCUAAGCUGGCUUUCCCUGAUCAUAUAUUCAGUUUUACCCGUGAUAGGGUGGGAUAAGGCUGCAACCGCGGACUUUUCUUCAACUUGCCGUUUCAUGGAUACACUGGACAAGCACUAUGUAGCCACAGCUUAUUUAUUUAUUCACGGAAUACCAUUAACAUCUAUCAUUUUCAUAUACUUCUUCAUCCUCAAAGCCACGUUCCGACAUUCGAGGGCAAUUGCGGCACAAGAAUUGAGCUUGAGAACAAAUAACUUUCCAAUCAGUAACGCUGCUUUCAUCACUAACGAGGAGAUGAGCACCAACGGUGAUCGGGAGCAAAAGCAAAGUGGCAGGAAUCAACGCCGGCACCUGCGUGCCUGUGCCCAGCCCAGCAGACGGGGCAAAGGUGUUCGUAUGGUCGCCGUUUUAGUAGGUCUCUUUAUCAUCCUAGUGCUGCCGAUCAUUGUGAUUGACGUGCUAGAGAUCUGGAAAGAACCAUUCGUACCGCUCGCCGUUGUUUAUGUUGCAAUCUGCUUGAUUUAUGCCAAUUCGGCCGUAAAUGUGUUCAUAUAUGCUGGCUGGAGCUCCGAGUACAAAAGAACGUUUCGUGGUCUUUUAAGUUCUUUUUGGGAGUUACUGUUAAGACCGUGCUCUUAA
Molecule: messenger RNA, 1062 nt
Organism: Porites evermanni
Lineage: Eukaryota; Metazoa; Cnidaria; Anthozoa; Scleractinia; Poritidae
Source: the annotation of a GenBank genome assembly